AUGGGCUCUCAAGCGACUUCGGGGACAACUGGUCUCUUUGUCGCUGCCGCCGCUCUUCGUCUCCUUCUCUUCACGGCUUUCCCAGGCCUCCCGGACUUGCUGACGGGUCGUGUCGAAAUAUCCACACCAGUGAACAGCUUCAAGAGAUUACAAGAGGGUCUCUUUCUCUACAACCACAAUGUCUCCCCUUACGACGGCGGUGUCUACCAUCAAGCACCCCUACUCCUGCCCCUCUUCUCGCUGCUCCCCGACACGGCAGCAUACCCGAUCUUCACAUACGCCCUAUAUAUCCUCAUCGACAUCCUGAGCGCCAAUGCGCUGUAUAAAAUCGCCGAGUCGGGCGAGGCGAGCACCUCGAGAUUAUUCAAGUCGCCGCGGGCAGAGAGGAAGUGGUCCGGAUAUGUUGUGGCCGCCUUGUUCCUACUCAACCCCUUUACUAUAGCGACUUGUCUUGCGCGCCCAACAACCGUCUUCACGACAUGCGCCAUCCUUCACGCUGUUUCAAAGGCUAUUUCGGGUCAGAUUUUUACGUCGAUGCUGUCUCUGUCCUUUGCCGCCUACCUAUCCAUGUACCCCAUCCUUCUGCUCCCACCUCUAGUACUACUGGCGUACGACCGGACAUACAAACCGAAUGGGCCCUCACUCGUGCAAUUUGCUGGCGUCAAUGUUCUCGCCGUCACAAUAAGCUUGGCGAUCCUCUUCUUGUCGUCCUUUGCCGUGACUGGUUCAUGGGAGUUUCUUUAUUCGACCUACGGCAUCCAAUUGACUCUGACAGACCUCACCCCAAAUGUGGGCCUUUGGUGGUACUUUUUCGUGGAAAUGUUUGACCCCUUCCGCUCCUUCUUCCUCGGUGUCUUCUGGCUACACUUGUCCUCGUACGCCCCAGCGCUUUCGAUCCGCAUACGGCACCAGCCGUUGGUAGUUCUCACCCUCCUCACUGGCAUCUUUGGCAUCUUCAAGCCUUACCCCAGCGUUGCCGAUACAUCGCUGUUCCUGGCCAUGGUUUCCUGCUUCCGGCACAUCUUCCCACUCUUGCGGUAUAGCUUCUUGACCGGCUCGGUGGUGCUGUACUCUACGUUCUUGGGACCAGCAUUCUAUCACUUAUGGAUAUACGCCGGAAGUGGAAACGCCAACUUUUUCUACGCCAUCACCCUCGUCUGGAGCUUGGGACAGAGUCUGCUCGUGAGCGACCUUGCCUUUGCUGCUCUGAGAGACGAGUGGGAGGUGGAGAGGCCCGAGAUGAAGGGCAAGGAAAUCAGGCAGAUUUGA
Molecule: messenger RNA, 1269 nt
Organism: Pestalotiopsis fici W106-1
Lineage: Eukaryota; Fungi; Ascomycota; Sordariomycetes; Amphisphaeriales; Sporocadaceae
Exons: 2
Coding region: 1-1269 (422 amino acids)
Biological process (GO): protein localization to cell surface; attachment of GPI anchor to protein
Cellular component (GO): membrane; GPI-anchor transamidase complex
Source: RefSeq, a predicted model, not a curated record